Molecule: messenger RNA, 754 nt
Organism: Eremomyces bilateralis CBS 781.70
Lineage: Eukaryota; Fungi; Ascomycota; Dothideomycetes; Eremomycetales; Eremomycetaceae
Exons: 1
Coding region: 68-388 (106 amino acids)
Source: RefSeq, a predicted model, not a curated record
GCGCGCAUCUUGGAUAACGAAUAUCAAUGCGUGUACAAAGGCAUGAAUAGACCGAUGUACUUUCUACAUGACACCGAGGUUCUCGAGCAAGAGCUGCGAAAUUUGGUGGUGUUUCAUGGCAGCAAGCGGAUCGAGCAGCUAUUUGCAGCGGCGGUAUCUAGCAGUUCAUACCACACCAGGGAAUCCGGCGCCGCACCUAUUCUUCGUGGUAUCCUUCUCGAAUAUCAUUCAAACGGUACGCUUCAUGAUAUAUUGCAAUCCCCGGAACCUUGGAUCAUCGCCAGUCCUGGUGGCUACAAUGGGCAUGGGACAUCUCAACGGCUUUGGCAUCCGUGCAUCAGUUGGGGGUGACGCAUAUGGAUCUAAAACCAAAGAAUGUGCUAAUUAGCAAGGAAUGGAAUGCUCUUGUCAUCGAGGUUGGGGGCGUUGGGGGCGUUGGGGGCGUUGGGGGCACCGCUGAUGAGUGGUUGCUACCAGAACUAUUUGAGUCGCCGGACAGGUGUUCAGAUACCUGGGAAUUGCGAGUGUAGAGCUAUACGUGGGCACGCAGAAGAAGAAGAAGAAGAAGAAGAAGAUAGGUUACUAUUACUUCAGAUUGCUCAAAAGGCUGAACAAACCCGUGGCCGGGUCUCUCUCGCCGCCAUUUCUGAUCGAUUCUCCCAAGUCAUCUUGGAACAGUAGUUAGGUUGACAAAUUUUGGGAGGCCGGGGUCAAAGAAUCCAUGCGUUUUAUAAAUGCUUUUUUUCGGAUUCUU